Linum tenue is the source of this 1509-nucleotide messenger RNA. The record is from the annotation of a GenBank genome assembly. Lineage: Eukaryota; Viridiplantae; Streptophyta; Magnoliopsida; Malpighiales; Linaceae.
AUGUCGACAAUCAUACUUCUCUUCUUCUCAGCCAUCCUCUCAAUUCUUCUACUUACCUCCAUCGCCAACUACACCAGAGCCAAACGGCUCAUCUUCCUCCUCCGCAACGCCUCCCAGGCGCACGACCUCGUCACCCGCAGCCUCAAACUCAGCGGCGGAACAUUCGUCUUCAAAAUCCCAUUCACUCAUUGCUUAAUCACCAGCGACCCCCAAAACGCCCACCAUGUAUUCAGCAAGCGCCACUCCGAUUUCCCUAAAGGCCCCGAGUUCAAAGACAUCCUCGAAGCCCUGGGGGAAGGCAUCUUCAACUCCGACGGCGAAUUCGGCCUCUCCCAGCGCCGCAUUCUUCACUCCCUCUUCAAUUCCCCUCCGUUCGAACGCGUCCUCAUGACCACCCUCCGCCGCAAGCUCGAGUCGGGGCUUCUCCCCGUCCUCGAUCGCGCUGCCUCGGCCGCGGCGGAGGAGGUGAUCGACCUGCAGGACGUGUUCAAGAGGUUCAUGUUCGACAGCAUCUGCACAACGGUGCUCGGAUUCGACCCCAACUAUCUCACCGUCGACCUCCUCCCAGACCUGCCAUACGCCGAGGCGUACGACGACAUGGAGGAGGCCGUGUUCUACCGGCACAUCAUGCCGGAGUUCUGGUGGAAACUCCAGCGGUGGCUGCGCGUCGGGGAAGAGAGGAAGCUCCAUGAAGCGUGGGAGAAGUUCGAUGGCUUCCUCUACGAAAGGGUCAAACUCAAAAGACAGAGCUUCAACAGAAAAACAGAGCAUAAAGAAACAGAGCAUGGUGAAUUCGAUCUCUUAACAGCUUUCAUGAGGGCGGCGGAGGACGGGGAAGAAGAGGGAGGAGAAAUCCGAGAGUUGGGGAAAUCUGACAAGCUGAUGAGGGACACAGCCUUCAAUUUGAUUGCGGCUGGGAGGGACACCGUGACGGUGACUCUGGUUUGGCUGCUCUGGCUCGUGGCGUCGAACCCUGAAGUGGAGAAGAAGAUUCUGGAAGAAAUCAAAGCGAAUUUGGGGGGAAAUAGGUGGAGGUUUUUCGGUGUGGAAGAGCUGAACAAGCUGGUGUAUUUACACGGCGCCGUGUGCGAGGCACUGAGGCUGUACCCGCCGGUGCCGUUCGAGCACCGGACGGCGGCGGAGACAGAGACGCUGCCGAGCGGGCACACGGUGAGGAAGAACGGGAGGGUUCUGUUCUCGAUAUACUCCAUGGGGAGGAUGGAGGAGAUUUGGGGCGGAGACUGGAUGGUGUUUAGGCCGGAGCGGUGGCUGAGCCCCGACGGGAGCAAGAAUGUGCACAUUCCGUCGUACAAGUUCAUGACAUUUGCGGCGGGGCCGAGGGCUUGCCUGGGGAAGAAGAUCACGUUCGUCCACGCGAAGCAAGUGGCGAGCGCGGUGCUUUGUAAUUACAAGGUGGAGGUGGUUGAAGGGCAUCGAGUUUCGCCGGCGGUUUCGAUCGUGUUGUUCAUGAAAGACGGUUUGAAUGUUAGGGUGUCGAGAAGAAAGUAA